AUGGCCCAUGUUUGUGAAAGCAUACUCAGGCCAACUAGACAACAAACAUGUAUACUUCACGAAAAAAAAAAACAGGAUUCUGCAAGGAAAGAUAUUGAACGUACCUUCGGAGUUUUGAAGAAAAGAUGGGGUAUAAUUGCUCAACCUACUAGCAUAUGGGAUAAAGAUAAGUUCAAGAAUGUUAUGUACGCUUACAUUAUUCUGCAUAACAUGAUUUUAGAAGAUUCGGGCAAGACAAUUUGGCAAUAUUAUGAUCCGGACGACAUGGAGCUACCGGAGUCCACUUUGUACCCAGAACAACGAUUAGCUAUCUUUAUGAAGCUACGCCGCCGCGAAACACAUGACCCUCUACAUGCGGAUCUAACUAGCCAUUUAUGGGUUAAUCGUUUGAAGGAAGACAAUGAAGACGAGGACACUGAGUAA
Molecule: messenger RNA, 423 nt
Organism: Helianthus annuus (common sunflower)
Lineage: Eukaryota; Viridiplantae; Streptophyta; Magnoliopsida; Asterales; Asteraceae
Exons: 1
Coding region: 1-423 (140 amino acids)
Source: RefSeq, a predicted model, not a curated record